ACAGGGGGCGCUGUGAGCUCAGGUCAUGAGCUUCACUUCCGGGAUAAUGACUUGAUGCGCUAGUGCAUUCACAACAAUCACAUCCCAGGCUGAUGGGGCCGGACAGUUCCCCAGGUCCAGCUGUUCCCUGGCGGAAGGUGCUGUGGGAGCGCCAGCCUUUCCCUGAUAACUAUGUGGACCAGAGGUUCCUGGAGGAACUACGCAGGAACGAGGGCCUCCAUCACUACCAUUACUGGGCCGUGGUGAAAGAAGCAGGCUUUGUGGGACAGCAGCUGUCCUGUGUGGCCAUUUUCAUCACCCUUUGGCUCUACAUGGAGAAGGGUCUGUUGUCCCCUGAGACGCUGCUAUCGACCAUCCUCGUCUGUGGCCUGCUGGGCUAUGGGCUGCACCAAGCCAUGACAUCUCGUGUUGAAUCUGGCUGCGAGCCCCGCACACAUCUGGCUGACUUGCAGAGUGCCACUAUUUUUCUUUCCUUCACCUUUGGCUUCUCGCCAGUUCUAAAAACACUAACAGAGUCUGUGAGUACAGACACAGUGUAUGCCAUGUCUGCUGUGAUGAUGCUGGCCCACCUAGCUUUCUUCCCGUACGCCCAGCCGUCACCCCCAGGCAGCCUCUCUUUAAAUGCGGCUCUGUUUGCCUCUGUGUGUUUAGCCUCGAGGUUACCCGGGGCCCUGCACACCUUCGCCAUGCUCAGCUGUGCCCUGCUGGUAUUUGCCCUGUGGCCCUGUCUGCUACAGAGGCUGAGAGAAAACGCCCCUUGCCACUUUACUGGGGUGUGUGUGGGAAUUUGUAUUGGAGGGGUAGGAGGCCUGGGCUCCCAGUGGCUUGGCGGGGCCGUGCUGUUGGCCCUGGCCCUCGGAAGUGUUACAUUACUCUGUCCCUUACUACUGGUCAGAUUGCAGAGGCACAAGGACAACAUCCAAGGACCCUGGGAUGAGGCUGAGAUUCAUGAGGACCUCAGCCGCUUUCUUCACUAAAGACAGAGCAGUGCUCCUGAACCAUACUGACAUUUAAGGUGUAGGAAUUUUGUAUAUGUCAGUCCGAGUGUUAUGUUGGUGGUAUACAUAUAAACUGACUAAAACACUAACUCCACCUCUGUUUGGACAGCCAUGACAACUUUGUUCUCUUGGAGAAUAUGAAAAUAUUUUAUCUUAAAGAUGCUACCGUCUUCAUGUAAGUGAUGACCUUGACUUUGUAUGGAUAUAAUGCUAUGUACCUGUAUGACAUUUGGAAUGUUUUUAAUAAUCUGAUUUUGGUUUAUGGUUGUGUAGAAUACUUUGUAAUGCUGGGUAUGAAUGGAUGUAUGUGAAGUGUUGGAUGUAUGUCUGGUGUUUAAGUUGCUUUAUUACAAACGAGGGCUCAGAUUUCUAUUGAAGACUAUGUUUAAAUUAAAUAUGAAUUUUAGAAUUUUAAGACUUCAUUGUUGCUUUUUCAUUAAAAGGUAUAGUGUAUUUUCUUUUCUAAUGUGAGAGCUAAUGUCAAUGGUCUAUGUACUGUAUGUACUGGGUGGGUUAUCCAUAAGGUCUAAAAAUG
Molecule: messenger RNA, 1533 nt
Organism: Paralichthys olivaceus (Japanese flounder)
Lineage: Eukaryota; Metazoa; Chordata; Actinopteri; Pleuronectiformes; Paralichthyidae
Gene: pigc
Product: phosphatidylinositol glycan anchor biosynthesis, class C
Biological process (GO): GPI anchor biosynthetic process
Cellular component (GO): membrane; glycosylphosphatidylinositol-N-acetylglucosaminyltransferase (GPI-GnT) complex
Source: RefSeq, a predicted model, not a curated record